GAGCCAUUGUUAUGGAUUAUUAUCGGUGUUUCUCUUUUAUUAAUCGUUGCUUUGGUUUUGAUAUGUCUGAGAUACGGAUACCGCAAGUCAAAGGAUUGUCGAAAAACAUGUUUGGGACUUACCAAGACAUUUCAAAGAAAAGGACAAGCGACUCGUCAUGGCGAUGAUAUAUCACUCAGCUCCAACAUGUCUACUUCUAAAAAACAUCUACAUGUCAACUCAUCACAGGUAAGCCUAAAUCCACCUGAACCCGACAGACAGGACGAACAACAAAGUAGGGUUAAAGGAGGAGAUACUUCUGUAGCAAUGCUCUCACUGGUUGAAUGCGCUACGGUCAACAAGGGUAAUCACGACACUCGAGAUUCGUCUACAGACCUCAUCAAAUGCGGAUCAUGGACAGAUGAUUUUUACACUGACAUACCCACCAAGUUGACUCAGAUCCCAUCGUGUGUUAAAUCACAAACCAUGAAGAACCGACCACUCCCGGACCGUCCAAAGGAUGGAUUGAUCAAACCUCCUAUACCUCCACGCAAGGCUCAUACCUUAACUCGAACUGAUCAGCUGAGAAAUUCUGACACGUACCACAAGCCUUGUACGCCAAAUGAUAUUCACUCUUCGCCUACUUCUAUUCGGGGGAAGACACAGACAACCAAGAAGGCACCCGGUGGGUCCACGCCCUACGUGAAGCCCAAAAGCAAGCGUUAUCAGAAUAAUGGCUUCCCGAAAAACAAAGAUGAAAAUAACCUUGAAGAAGGUACCGGUACUGAAUCAAGGCAACACCUGGGCGGCAACCAAGUACCUCGAAGUUCUUCAGAUGUGUCACCAUCAGAAAAUAUUUCUGACGUACCCAGAAGUCAAACCAACCAAGACCAAGAUAAACCUAGCUUUUGUGGAGAAGGUAUGAAUGAUGAAUCUAAUUCUUCUCGUCAAAACGCCCCUAUUGUUCAAGAUGUAGUAUAUUGUGAUAUUGAGGAAAGAUGUCCACCGAAUACAGACCAAGUGUCCAAGGGAAUCCUUGAAACUGAAGGAUUCAAUAAAAAUGAGAAAUCAUCUAACAUUCAACAAUCUUGUAACAUGUAUCACACAUUGGACUCGACAAACUCUAAUGAGAGUCCAGUUGCUUGUCCAGAAUAUGAAGGUAUUGAUAACAUGGGUAGAACCGAUAGCUGCGAUUUUUCGUAUGAUCAUUUUAACUUCUUUAAUGUCAAGUAAUUAGCAAUGUAACUUCAUGCUUCAAAAGCAGACACAAUGAAGGUUAAACUCUCACUCCAUAAAUAUGGUUGUUUAAUAAUGAUAAUAAUAAUUGUACAUUUAUAUUGCGCAAGUUCUGUUCUCAACUGCGCAUUGUAAUAAUCUUUUUAUAAUGGAUACAGUUAAAAUUUAUCAAACAUUAAUAUUUGUUAUAUAUGAUAUGGACUUUCGAUAUAAAUACGCAUAUUUAAAUGCGUGACAUUGACUUUUUUUAUCUUGCAAUAUGUAUAAUCAUUAUUCAAUUGUGUGCAAAUGUCGUGACUCGUGCCAAAAUGUAUCAAUAAAACAAACCACAAUCAAAAAUAAAGAAUAAUAAUAUAUCACAGGACCAGGUUGAUAUUGCUUGCUCUUUAUCGUUAUGUACGUGCAUAGUUCAGCACCCAGUAUAUCAUGUAGCGAUAAAGAAACUCAGCUUUUGCACUUUUAACGUACCAUAGCGGAUGUAGCGUUUCAGUGGGUCUAAAUAGAGAUGGUUUUCAUACCUAUGGCGAUUUAUGCUCAUUUCCAAAGAAUCAUCUAAUUUAUGUUGUAGAGUUGAUCUUUACUGUAAGCUAAUUGUCCCCAGAUUAUCACCAUCAUCAUCAUUAUCAUCAUCAUCUACAUGGGAGUGUAGGUAGUCCUGUAAUAACAUGAAUAGGCCUAAUAACGAGAAAUGAUAUAUCAUAGAGCUAUUAUAUAAAUUAUAUAGUCACUAUAUAGAAUCGCAAAUAGCAUACAGUUAUAUUUAUAAUACAAAAAUGCUAAUAUUGCCCUAAAUCUUGUAGAAUAAAUUUGUGAUUAAUAAAACAAUUUCUGAACGUAAAAUCGUUCAUAAUCUGCAAAUGUUCUGAUAAGAAAAUGAAAAGGUAUAUAUUCACAAAGAAAUGUAUACAUUCACACAAAGUGCACAUUCAAGCUGUAAGAGAGAAAUAGCGGCGAUAUAAUUUUUUUUUGGAAGAGAGAAAAAGAGACGUCCUCAAAAUGAUGUAAAUACGCUUGUUGAAGAGAAAACGAGAUAAUAUUCUUUCUACUGUAUCGUUUCUGUAUUUAUGUGAAAGGAAGUACAUUUUCUUAUCAUUAGAUAUUUUAAUGUGUCUGAUUAUGUCACAAGUGUUUGUCAGGAGAUGAAAAUAUCUCGCAAUCUUCUUGAUGAAAUAAAUGUUGAAUAAUUAUAUUACAACUUGCGUAGAGACCGUUUAGAUUAAUACGAAUAACGAUUGGCGGAAGUUUCUAUGACAAUGAAUGUAUUGAUAAUUCUUGAAAUAUCUGAUAGUUAUCGAUCGUUAAAGGACAAGUCCACCCUAACAAAAACUUGAUUUGAAUAAAAAGA
This is a messenger RNA of Lytechinus variegatus (green sea urchin), 2560 nucleotides long. RefSeq lists its product as uncharacterized. The record is from RefSeq and is a predicted model, not a curated record. Bases 187 to 1212 code for a protein of 341 amino acids. The transcript is spliced from 2 exons. Lineage: Eukaryota; Metazoa; Echinodermata; Echinoidea; Temnopleuroida; Toxopneustidae.